CACGCGCAGUGAUAAAAUGGGGUCGGCCUCAGUGCUGCAGGCAGUGUGACUCACAGUUCGCUGGGUGACACCUGAGGAGCCACAGCAGAGAGAGGAUGGCCCAGGUCCUGCAUGUGCCUGCCCCGUUCCCAGGGACUCCUGGCCAGGCCACCCCUGCAACCUUCCCCGGCAAAGAGCCAGAUCCACCUUACUCUGUGGAGACGCCGUACGGCUACCGCCUGGACCUGGACUUUCUAAAGUACGUGGAUGACAUUGAGAAGGGCCACACACUGCGCAGGGUGGCAGUGCAACGCCGCCCGCGCCUGGGCUCCCUGCCGCGGGGCCCAGGUUCCUGGUGGACGUCCACGGAGUCGCUGUGCUCCGAUGCCAGCGGGGACAGCCGGCACUCGGCCUACUCCUACUGUGGCCGUGGCUUCUACCCACAGUAUGGGGCGCUGGAGACCCGCGGCGGCUCCAACCCACGUGUGGAGCGUACGCUGCUGGAUGCACGGCGCCGGCUCGAGGACCAGGCGGCCGCCCCAUCAGGUGGCCUGGGCUCCCUGACACCCAGCGCCGCGGGCUCCACCAGCUCCCUGGCAGGUGUAGGCCUGCUGCCGCCCACACCUCGCAGCUCGGGUCUGUCCACCCCGGUACCACCCAGCGCAGGUCACCUGGCCCAUGUGCGAGAGCAGAUGGCUGGGGCCCUGCGCAAGUUGCGCCAGCUGGAGGAGCAGGUGAAGCUGAUCCCCGUGCUCCAGGUCAAGCUGUCAGUGCUCCAGGAGGAGAAGAGACAACUCACCGUACAACUCAAGAGCCAGAAGUUUCUAGGCCACCCCACAGGAACACGGGGCCGGGGUGAGCUCUGUCUGGACCUUCCGGAGCCUUCUGAUGACCCUGCUGUGCUAGAGACCCGCUCUGUAGGCACCUGGGUCCGGGAACGGGACUUGGGCAUACCAGAUGGUGAAGCUGCCCUGGUGGCUAAAGUGGCCGUGUUGGAGACCCAGCUCAAAAAAGCGCUGCAGGAGCUGCGGGCGGCUCAGACCCAGCAGGCCGACCUCCAGCCCCAGGCCUGGCCACCGCCAGACACCCAGGUCCGUGUGGACACCAUACGAGUGGUCGAGGGUCCUCGGGAAGUGGAGGUGGCAGCCAGCACAGCAGCGGGAGCCCCUGCACAGCGAGCCCAGAGUCUGGAACCCUAUGGAGCAGGGCUGAAGGCCCUGGCCACAUCUGGGGGCACAGAGAACGCCCUCGUGUUCCGCAGCCAUGAGGUGGUGGAGACUAUGUGCCCGGUGCCCACAGCCAGCACGAGCAACGUGCACACGGCCAAGAAGAUCAGUAUUACAGAACGGAGUUGCUUUGGCGUGACCAGGACUGCAGGUGUCCCACAGGCUCCCGCAGAGCCUUCCUCCUCCACUGCACACCCUGCUGCAGCGCCCAUGAAACAGUCCGAGAAUCCUGACCAGGCAGCUCCCGCGGACACCACUGACAGGGAGCCCACAAGGCCAGCAGCCUCCCAGGAGACACAAGUGGCUGAGGGAGCAGACAGAGUCUCUGUAGGAGGGCAGUCUACCUUGAAGAGGAAAGAGGACCCUGCAGAUCCCGGAGCCCACCAGAGGAACCUCCAGUUUGUGGGGGUCAAUGGCGGUUACGAGUCAUCCUCAGAAGACUCCAGCACAGCAGAGAACUCAGAGCACGAGAGCACAGAGAACGAAGCCCCAGAGCCACCAGCAAGGGCCCCGAGCACAGCUGAAUGCUCUCAGCUCAGGCCUUCUGGGACUGCAGCAGCCAAGGCCAGUCUGGAAGAGAACCAACUGCCCCAGGAAGCUCAGCGUGUGCCCGCAGCUGAGGCGGCAUCAGAAUCCAACUCCGAGGAGGAAAUUCGGAUGGAGCUGAGCCCUGACCUCAUAUCAGCCUGCUUGGCCCUGGAGAAAUACCUGGAGAACCCCAAUGCCCUCACUGAGCGAGAACUGAAAGUGGCCUACACCACAGUACUUCAGGAAUGGCUGCGCCUGGCCUGCCGCAGUGACGCUCACCCUGAGCUUGUACGGCGACAUCUGGUCACCUUCAGGGCCAUGUCUGCCCGGCUGCUGGACUAUGUGGUCAACAUUGCCGACAGCAACGGUAACACGGCGCUGCACUACUCCGUGUCCCAUGCCAACUUCCCUGUGGUGCGGCAGUUACUGGAUAGCGGCGUCUGUCAGGUGGACAAGCUGAACCGUGCUGGCUACAGCCCCAUCAUGCUCACUGCUCUGGCCACCCUGAAGACCCAGGAUGACAUGGAGACCAUCCUUCAGCUCUUCCGGCUUGGGGAUGUGAACGCCAAAGCCAGCCAGGCUGGACAGACGGCCCUGAUGCUGGCAGUCAGCCACGGACGGGUGGACGUGGUGAAAGCUCUGUUGGCCUGUGAAGUGGAUGUCAACACGCAGGAUGAGGAUGGCUCCACGGCCCUAAUGUGUGCAUGUGAGCACGGACACAAGGAGAUCACCGGGCUCCUGCUGGCUGUGCCCAACUGCGACAUCUCACUCACCGACCGAGAUGGGAGCACAGCACUGAUGGUGGCCCUCGACGCAGGGCAGAGCGAGAUCGCAUCCAUGCUGUACUCACGCAUGAACAUCCAGUGCUCGUUCGCUCCCAUGUCAGACUACGAGAGUCCGGCAUCAUCCUCAGCUGAAGAGUAAAGACCGGGAGAGGCCAGUGACUCCCCAAGGACCCCAGCCACACAGCCACACAGCAGAGGCGCCUCCCCUCAUCCCACCCCCUGUCUGCCCUGCACUUCCUCAGCCUUCCUCUCCGGGGGAGUCCUGACGUCUGCCAGACUCAGCUCUACAGGCCUUUCCCAGCACCCUGAGUUCAAAGCCACAUUCAAAGCCAAAAAGCCAAACUACUUUCUCCGCCCAGUUGGCGGCAGUUGCUGACACCCGGGUGUGGGUUUCUUAUGGAGAACAUGGAGAACAAUCAGCCGGCAAUUAUGGGAGGAGUGGGGGCAAGAAGGGAAAAUACUGUAUUUUUGAGUCAUUGUUAGGGGAAGGGAGGGGUCAGAAUUUGAGUUGCUAAAUUCGAAUGUCACUGGAAUGUUAGAGUCUCCUUGUCCUGACUUCACUACGGCAAGUCUCCACUAGGCCUGCUUAAUGCCCUUGUGCCUCAUGUCAUUGUCUAGUGUAUAAUAGGGUUUUGUCCACCGCCCUCCACCCCCAGACAGUUUUCUUGGGGGCCAGGGGAGUCUCCUGUGAUUGCUUCACAAUAUAAGAUUCUGUCACUCUUGAGCGUGCGGUCUCUCCCCAGGUCGGAGAUCUGUCUUUUCAAGAUCUGUCACCCACUCCCUCCCCCCACACACAUUCAAGUUGGGGCAUCUCAGCACCCUGCAGUAGAGGUCCUGGUGGGCCCUGUGGCUUGGAAAUGACCAUCUUACAAGGAGGAAUGACACAGGGAGAGCUCAGGACACAGGAGUGUUCCUAGAAAAGCUCUCAGACCGACAGAGGAAAGAGAAAAGGGGCCAUUCCAGAGUGUCUGUCUCCCAGCUUGGAACCCAGAACUGCUCUCCUCCAAGGAGAGUAAACAGAGGCUGUGAUACUGACCAAGUACAGGCGCAUUCCACAGCCCAUGUGGUCUUGAUUAGGUGCUGGCUGGCCUCAAAACACACCCAGAAGUAUCUUAAAGUCACAGGCUUCACGGAAACCCAACGGCCAGAGGAGUAGCUGUGUGUGUGUGUUCCUAAAGCUCUAGAGUGCCUGUUGGUGACGGGGCACAGGCAGGCUGCACUUUUCUUUUAGUGGGUUUUUUGGUUGUUUUGUUUUGUUUUUCUGUUCCCGGAAUCUCAGCAUGUUUUUGUUUUUCCUAGUUUCCUUGUCUUUGUAAAGAAGAAAGGAGACCACUUCUAAAUGUGCCUUGUGAUGGGAGCAGUCUUGUCCAGGUCACAGCUGUACCCACUGGGCUUUGGAGCCAAACCUCAGCAGGGCAGAGUCGAGGCUUAUGAGCUAAGGAAAGUGCUGGGUUCUCUUCUAGACAAGUAGGUCUCUUGGUUUGAUGGAAUCGUAGUUGGCUUGGGUUUUUAGGUCGAAGGCAUAGAGGCUUGGUUGGCAUGAGGUGGAUGCGUGGAUGGAUGAGUGCCUGGGUAGAGGCUGAAUAGAGAUGAGUGAUGACAGACAGAUGGACGAGUGUGUGGAUGGAUGAUAAAUGAGAGACGGUGAGUGAUGGGUGGGCUGGCGGGCGGAUGUCAGGAUGGAGUCUGCACGUGGAUAGAGCUGCCGGUGCCUGAGGGGUGCUCACAGUCUCCGGAAGCAUUCUCUGUGAUCCCAAAGCACAGAGCUCCUCAUACAAGUCCCUGUCUGUCUCUGCUACUGUUCUCUCUGCCUCGGGGACAGCAGGGUCAGUGCUUGUCCCUGCUUUUUUCUAUACUCAGCUCCACUUUGCGACCACGGUACAUCCAUGAAGACAGUGUUACACGUAAAUGAAGUAUUCUUUUCUUGUAAUCAUGUUUCAGGAAGUAAAAGGACUUUUAAUAAAGCUACAAACAAUGGC
Microtus ochrogaster (prairie vole) is the source of this 4497-nucleotide messenger RNA. It is a transcript of the gene Kank2, whose product is annotated as KN motif and ankyrin repeat domains 2. Gene Ontology annotation, biological process: negative regulation of G1/S transition of mitotic cell cycle; negative regulation of vitamin D receptor signaling pathway; negative regulation of transcription by RNA polymerase II. Gene Ontology annotation, molecular function: protein binding. The record is from RefSeq and is a predicted model, not a curated record. Gene Ontology annotation, cellular component: cytoplasm. Lineage: Eukaryota; Metazoa; Chordata; Mammalia; Rodentia; Cricetidae. The transcript is spliced from 12 exons. Bases 96 to 2657 code for a protein of 853 amino acids.